Messenger RNA from Volvox carteri f. nagariensis, 8749 nucleotides. RefSeq lists its product as uncharacterized. The transcript has 27 exons. Bases 1 to 8424 code for a protein of 2807 amino acids. NCBI's taxonomy places the organism in Eukaryota, Viridiplantae, Chlorophyta, Chlorophyceae, Chlamydomonadales, Volvocaceae. Gene Ontology annotation, molecular function: metal ion binding; ubiquitin-protein transferase activity; nucleosome binding. Gene Ontology annotation, biological process: double-strand break repair. The record is from RefSeq and is a predicted model, not a curated record. Gene Ontology annotation, cellular component: nucleus; site of double-strand break.
AUGGAUGUGACACCCAGCAGGCUGGCUUGCUUCAAGCAACUGCGGGACGAGCUUACUUGCGCGGUGUGCCUGGACAUAUGCGUUCGGCCAUGCACAACACCAUGCGGCCACAACUACUGUCGCAGCUGCCUGCGUCGCAACACGGAGCUUAACCGGCCGUGUCCGAAGUGCCGCGCCAACUUACCCGCUGGACACACAACAGGUCCCACUGGCAACGUGGCGGCUGGCUCAAAUGUACUAGCUUUCAACGCCGGCAUGCCGACGCUGUCGCAGCAGGGCGCUGGCAGCGGUCGUAGCCUUAGCAACAACCCGUUUUUGCGCCUGCCUCGCCCUGCUGCCGCGAUGGCCAGUGCAACUGCCAGUCGCGGCCCUGGUGAGGUCACAGCGGUGGUGGAUACGCGGAGCGCUGGCUUGCUGCAGGUGGUCGCUGGACGACAAGAUACGGGUAUUGUUGCCGCUGCUGCACCGCAUUUCAAUGCCUCGCAGCGGGCACUCCUGAGCGCCUGCAUUAGCACCCAGGCUCAAGCCGGGGCGCGCGAUGCAUUGAACCGUACGGGUAGCGGUGCCUUAGCCACUUUCCGCUCGGAUGGCAUGGAUGCGGCAGCCGGUCCCGCCCCUCGUGAGGCAUCAAUCACCUCACAGGAUAGUGGCAGCUGCACCACCGCCGGCGGCGAGAGCAGCUCGCCGAGCACGCUUGGCAGCAACUGGAGCACUAAGGCUUUUGAUGAUGCCUCGGAACUGGAGCUUCUCCCGGAGAACGAUGACCUGUGUGGUUUGGGCAGCUGCACGACAGUCAAUGAGAGCAGUGCGGCGUCGCGGGGUGUAGCAGGAGGCGCAGGAUGUAGCACACUUGCGAGUAAUGGCCGUUGCAAUAACCCGCGGAGGCCGCCUCCGGAGGAUCUGCGGCAGCAUCCGUCCCUGCGUCUUGAUGACGAGAGCGACAUCAGUCGGGAUCUGGAGCUAUCGGUGACAACGGACAGCGGUAUCGGCAAUGGGUUGACCGCAUUGAGUACGGACGUUCCUGGUGCCGCUGUGGCAAGGGCUCAAGGAAAUGUGCAGGACAACCGAUGCAUUGCCGAAACUCAAGGCACACCACAACCCUGUUUGGGGACCUUUGCAGACGCGCCUUCGCCUUCGUGGAGCGAACUAGACGCGCAGGUAGCCCGCGCGAUGGAGCCCUUGCACAUCUCUCCGCCCAAUCUGCCCCGUCUGCGCGUGUCAUUGCGAAGGGAUCCAAUGCCCAUGCCUGCACCUGCCAGUCAUCAAACGGUUUCUUUGGACGCCGGCAGCAAACCACCUGAAGGCCUUGUUAUCCGGACGCGGGUAUGCAGCCAUUCACAGCACAACACGAACCCGGACCUGGCUUCCAACUACGAUGGGGAGGAACCGAGUGGUGCAGACACUUUUUUCUCCUCGCCUUUCUUCGAUCGCGCGUUGCUGAUGGAGAGCUUGCAAGAGGCAGCAGAGGGUUCUGAGCCCGGUAGCGAGGUCGGGUUCUCACCCCGGUGGCUAGCUGGUGGAGCCUGCGAUGGUGACUGGCUAAUCGACGACAGUGGACGCCCAUUUGUUGGCGACAGACUGCUGACAGCGGACGCUGGUGCAGCCGGAGAGUUGGCUAGUGGGGACAGGCUUGCUACCGCAGAAACGGCUCUUAUCGCACUUGCUGAGAGCGGCAGAUUGCAGGAAUUUGUCGCCAGGGGCACGGGGACUUCGCGGCCUGUCCGAGACGGUUUGCCUUCCAGCAUGCCAGUAGGGCAUGGCUCUACGGCCCAGGCACAGGCAGACUCGGCUGCGAACAGGACUGGACUCCUGCCUGGUGACCGGGGGUGCCCCAUUGAGCUGCUUUCAGACAGCGAUGAGGAGCGAGGAAAUGAAACCUUCCUUAACCUGGAGCUCAGGGUGGCCAGUCCCGAAUGCGAGGCUGCCACCUGCCAUAUGCAGUACCUGCAAAACCAGAAGAACCCCUUGGUGCCACAGGAAGAGGCUUUCGCCCUGACCGUGGGGACGAACUUGGUGCGUGUGUCAUCCUUACACGCGCCAGGCGGCAAGGACUCGCCAGGAAACCACCCGGUCACCAUCGUGUUGCACUCACCCACAACACAACAAGUAAGCGGUCGCCCGGCAACCCGUGGCAAGCCUCCCGCCAUCCAAGCACCAGUGGGUCGCCUGCAGCAGCAUAAGAGCACAUCCUCCAUUGAGAUAUCCGGCUCUGACCUUUCCGGAUCUAUUGAUAUCAUGCACGAGGAUAAUCCGCGACCGACCGCGGCUCGGGGACCUGGGGCAGCACCUGGGCAGGGGAUGCGACCCAGCACGGCUGGCAGGCCCCCUCCGUUAUCAGGCAGAUCCGCUAACCUGCCGCCGGCCGGAAUGCAGCCUCGCAGCGUCGGCGGUGGCAGAGGAAUUGGCGGCGGCCGAAGGCCGGCCACGGCAGGGAGCGGCGGCAGCGACAGCCUGUCCAUCUCCGCCCUGAGCUCGGAUGACCUUUCGGCCGAUCUGGACAUUACGGGAGGUGGCGGUGGUGGGGCCGGCGGUGGACAGGAUACGUUGGUAGAGGUGCUAAGCUUGGAAGGUCCCAAGAAAACCAAGACCCACAUCACCCGGGCCGGCCUGAAUCAGGAGGUCGUCCGCGAGUCAACCCACACUGUGGCCAUGUCGGAACCGGAGAGCCUCAUGUCACUCAGCGGAGGUGCGCUGGGCAGCGUCAGCGGCAGCCUGGUCAUUGACAACAGCGAGGACAUGGGCUUAGGCGUAGGCAUAGGCGGGGGCGUGAACGAAGCCGGCAGGCGGGGGAUGCAGCAGGGUGCAGGGCGAGCAGGUCAGGGAACGCAUCAGCCGCAGCCGCGGAUGAGGCCGCCUGCGGCGGCCAGCUCCGGAACCAUUGAGUACGAUGAAGAUUUCCUCGGCAACAGCGACAUCGGUGUCAGUGGAGGCGGCGGCCUCGGAAGCGCCAGCAUUGAGUACGACGUUAGCGGCUCGAAUGAGGGAGGCGGCGGAAUGUUGGCGAGGGCAACUGCUUCAGCUGUGUAUGCUUCAGGGGCUGUAGGGCGGCAGGUAGCGGGACGGCAAGUGGCUUCGUCGGCGCCGCGGUACGGUGAUUCCAAGACGCCAUCUAUUUCCGGGAGCACCUCUCUGUCGUCUAUCGGCGUCGACUCAGCGGCCUCAGGAUCCGGCGCAUGGCGAGGUGGGCGAGACAGCUCCCAAAGCCUGCAGCCCCGGCCUGGCUAUUCAGCCCUCCACCCUGACCCCCUGAACCGUACGACGGGUUCCGUACGGCUCAGCCGUCCGCAAAGCAUUGGCGGCCUGACGGCGGAGCCAGCGUUCGCGAGCGGCAGCAGCCGGAGCGGCGUGACGCCAAGCAGAAGUACCGGCGACGGCAGCGCUAAGCGCAGCGACGGCCGCAGCAGGCAGAGCAGCAGCGGCGGCGGUGCUUUGGGCGUUAACCUCAUGGACGCAUCAGCGCUGGAGCCCGUCAGCGGCGGUAUGGACGAGUCGUACGGCGUAUACAGCAGUACCGAGAUCGUGCGUCACGCGACUGACGUUAACCGGAGUUUGGACAGAAGCGACAGGAGCCGCGGCGGCAGGCGCGCCGUGGACAGCGGUGGCGCGCGUAGCAGCCAUAGCAGCGGCGGUUCGUCCUCCUCCGGAAGCUCAUCGUACGGAGUCGGCGGUGUACGGCUUCAUGGUAUCGAGGACCUGGGCACCAGCGGCGACGCGGUCAGUGGCGGCCUCACGCAGCCGGUGGCCUCCGCCACGCCGGAGGUGUCGUACAGUGACUUGGGUAUCGAGGAGGAAGCUGGUGUCAGCUAUGGCGAUGACGCUGGAGUUUCCGUGAUACAUGGAAAGCUAAAGCCCCAGUCUGUAGCGGCGGCGCCGCCAUCGCCACCGCCGCCAAAACAGCUGUCUGAAGCACCACGAGCAGGCGGCGACAGUGGCAGCGAAUCGGAACGAAAGAGCGCCGGCCGGGAUUUGAAUCGGGUAUCCCACCGGGCGGGCAGCUCGGACGGCUCCCUGGUGGUGCGGGAGGGCAGCAGCAGUAGCGGCAGCAGUAGCAGUAGCGGCGGUGAGAACAUCAUGACGGUGGACCAGCUAAUGCCUAGCCAUAGCAGCGAGGGCGGCAGCAGCCAUCGGGGCCGCACUGCCAGCGGCGGCGGGGAUGACGACGCCUACGAGUCCGACUUCGUGGCUGAGUCGGUUGCGACCGAGUCCGUGGGGCGGUCCCUCUCCCGGGCCGCAUCGUCUCGGAGGCGGGGCGAGACGGCAGCGACGCCCUCCCUGGGACUGCCGAUUCGCCAGCGGGAAUUCUCCUUCGGCCGCCAGUUGGCAGCGGCGGCCGAUAGCGCCUUUACUCCGCGGCAGCUUGCUAAGAGCGGCUCUCUUUCGGAGGAAGAGUCGUACGGGAGAGGCACGGGCGGCGGCGGCGGCAAGGGCGGUAGCGCAGGUGCUGGGCCGGCCACGGUGCCUCGGCCGCCGCCGCCGCCAUCGAAGGCCCAGCAGCAGCAACAGCAACAGCGACCCGUUCCUGACCCACGGGUCGCUGUGGUGGCCGACUCAGGCAGCUACGGUUCCGUGGAGGACGAGGACGAGGCGCUGAUGGCAGCGGCGGUGCGGUCGCCUGAGGAUGAUGGGGCUAGCCGCUGGCGGCGAAGGCAGCAGCGCAUUCAACUGCACCAAAGCGCGGACACUUUAUCCCCUGAGAACUCCUCGCCGUCACUCAGCCGCGAACGCCAUGGAGGUCGCCGCCGGGGCCCAGCCGCAGAGGACGGCUCUGGCGACCCCUCCGGGACCUUCGAUGCCUCCGCCUCGCACCUGUCCCAGAGUGGCGGGCUGGGUCCCGGCCCUGUCGCACCGGCGUGGACUACCACCCCUGCUGCCGCCACCGGCCGUGACGGCGGCGGUGGCACCACAGCCGCUGCCGGUGCGGCGAUACGUGGUCCGCCGGCGAGACUUGAUCCGAAUCAGUUCUCCCGCGACAGCGACUUGUCUGAGGAGUUCAUUCCGUCGCAGGCCAUGCAGCGAGGGUUAACGGAACAGCCUAUCUUCCGGCCCCUCAUGCCCAAUACUUCCGCUCCGAGAGUAUCCGCCGGCGCGCAAGGUGCCGUGCCCGCGUUCACAGCGCGCGGCGGAGGCGUCAUCAGUCCGCCAUCGCCGCCACUGGGACCGUCGCCAUCACCUGCUGACCUGCGCCGCUUUCCGGACCCUCAUUUCCACCCCACGGAGCCGCAUCUGCCACCGCAUCCGCCACGGCCGCCGCCGGAGCCACUGUCACCGGCCGUGGCGGCGGCGGCGGCGCCGCCGCCGCCUCGCCAUGCCUUUGCCGCCACGCAGACAGACGUGUACACGAAUGUUGUUGACCUGGAUCCCGUGUCCCGCCCCGGCACAGUGAAGCUGCGCACCGUAGCCAUGCAGUGGGGCACCCUCAACGAGGCCUCCACACAAGUGGCAUUCGAUCCUGUUGCGGAGCGCCUCAUGGAAGCGUCAACGGGGCUGUACGACACGGAGGCGCUGCCGCCGCACCUGCGGCGCCAGCUGCAGGCGCACUUGCUGCAGCAGCAACAGCUGUACGGCCCCUUCACGAAGCGAGGCGGUGGCGGUGGCCUGCUGCAGGCGGGCGCCGAUGCACUGCUGCUAGGCGAAUCGCCAGGUGCUGCUUUCAGCGGCAUAGGGCCCGGCUUUGGCAUCUUAUCCCUCGCGUUCCACUCCGUCAAGACGGCGGCCCUCUUGGAGCAGCUGGAACGCAGCCUCUCCAGUGCCACCAUCGCCGCGGGAGUGGCGCCGCCGCCAGCCUACCCGCCCCACGUCUCGCAUGGCGCCGGCGCCAUGCCGUACUACCCGUACGAGUGGUGGCCGGGCCAGCCGGGUGCGGCGGCGGGGCAGCCGCCGAUGACCCCUGGUCAAGCGGCGGCGGCCGCGUAUACGGCUUCCACCGCCGCCGCUUCGGCGGCAGCGGCGGCGCAGUCACCACCACCGUCACCGCCGGCCGCCAGCGGUUCUCCGCCACUGUCGCCCCCACGACCCGCAGGGCCGCCUGGCGAUGCCAGGGACAUGGACGGUGCCAGCGGCGGUGCCGCCCCUGGCCCCGCCAGCUGGCCGACCCUAAGGACCGUCACGUCCCCUGGCGCCACUGCCGGCGCCUCCAGGCCCACCAGCCCGUUGCCGCUGACGUCGUCGCCGUCUCGACUGCGCACCAUGUCUGUGGCCGGCGGCUCAGACAUAAGCCGCGUCCGCAGCAGCGGGGGCUUCCUGCGGGAAAGCAGCGGAACUUUUGGUGUGGACCGCGGCGUGACCUACCGGCGGAGCCGCCUGUCCAGCUCUGAAAUGGGUGAUUUCGAGGACGCCGUGGAAGAGGAGAGCGGAUUGGUGGGCGGCAGUGGAGAUGUUGAAACGGUGGAGGAGGAGAACGAGGUGGAGGAGGAGAACGAGGACGUGGCGAGGGGAGCGGCGAGGCGUGAAAAGGAGACAGCGGAGAUAGAGGAGGAGGUGGAGGAGGAAGUGUUGGAGGACUCAUCCAUUCCCGAAGAGGACGUGGUCCGCAGCAGCGGCAGUGGCAGCGGCAGUGAGAGCAGCGGCCACUACAGCGAGGACUUCGAGACGGAAAGCGUGCCCGCCCAGUCGCGCUCCGUCUCCCGGACCACUUCCCUCCUACACCGCAGCAGCUUGGUGGGGUCCACCAGCCGGGGCAAGCUCAACCCGCACCUGUCCGCGACCAGCUUUUCAGGUCGCUCCAUGUUGCGGCGGGGCUCAGUGGUGGUGUCCACGCUGGCCCCCAUAGCGGGCUCCGAAGCCGUCAGCAGGGAGGACGAAGAAGAGGGAUCUCCACCGCAGGGGUCACGCAUGCUCAGCCGCGUGGGCAGCGUCAUCAAGUCCUCGUCUGGCUUCAAACGCACCGCCUCCAUCUCCAUUACGAUGGCGGAUGACCCCAUGCUGCCAAACCAAAUGGCGCGGAUUCUGCCAAAGACGUUCAGCACAAACGCAUCGGGUUCCUCGGCCGGCGGUGGCCUGGCCGCACAAGCCUCUGGCCGGCGGUUGUCCUUGGACGGAACCGGACGAGCGCACCACCACCACAAUCACCCACACCACGGCGCAGGGGCGGAGGCGGAGCCGCCGCCGGGUGGCGUCAGCGCCGCCACCACCGCCGCAGCGUCGUCGGCGGCGGGGGGGGACCAGCAUGCGCAGCAGCAGCAACAGCAGCAACCGGGCGCCUAUCCGCCGUACUAUUCCUAUCCACCUUACCCAUAUGGCACGCCAUUUGGCAUGAUGCCGUACACGCCCUACCCACCUUACCCGCCGUACACGCCAGCGCCGGCUGCAAAUGUGGCAUCGGUGCUGCAGUACCUGCCACCGCCCAUCCCCUACGUCUAUCCGCCGUACCCCACACCCAACGCUACUGCAGCCCCAGCCCCGGCCCCAGCCCCGGCACAUGGUCUCAUCCCUGGACACCGCCUGCCUGCAACCGGUGCUACGGUGGGCGGGCCAGCGGGCAUCGCCAUUGGCGGUUCAGCAGCCGGUGCGCCGCCACGACCCCAAAGCGCCAUGUCGCCCGGCGGAAGUCAUCACCAGCAACACCAUUUCCAUGUCAAGUUCGCGGACGGGAUGGCUCCAGGCGGCAGCGACGGGGCCGCCGGCGUCAGCACGGCAGCGGCCCCGGCCGUAACUCAGCAGCCGGGCGCUCGGGUCCCGGGGUCCAUGCAAACCGCGGGUGCGGCCGUUGCCGCUUUUGAUGCUGGCACCGUUCAAGCGCCCGGAAUGGCCCCUCAUACCUCACAACAGCAACAGCCUGGAUAUUCGUACACACACACUCAGCCGCCUUCGCACCACCAUUCCCAACAGCAGCAGGCUGCUACGGCGGCGACAAGCUACUAUGGCGAUAGUCCUCGCUUUAUGGGUGGUGUUCCCGGGGGCGGAUCGUUCCUGGGCUACGGGGGCUUCGGCCCAGGCUCAAGCUCCCUGUACAGUGCGCAGAGCACGCUGCAGCGCUUCGGUGCGGUACUCAGCGCUGGCGCCUUUCCUGGACUGGACCCGGCCACAGUGCGAACCAUCCGAGCAGACCUGGUCAAGACCGCGGCGGCGGUGUCAGGUCAAGUUGGCUACGAGGACAUCGUCGCGGAGGCAGGAGCAGCGGACGAGUAUCGGGCACAGCUGGCCCGUGUGAGAGCCCGGCUGGCGGCGGCACGCGCAUCCAUGCCGUCUGUGAUACCCGCCCAGGAGAAAGUCGUGCUAUUGCGCACAACCACUCGCGCAGCCGCUGCUGCAGGGCCCACGGCCCAGUCCCAGCAACAGCAGACUCACCCGCAGGCGGCUUUGGCCGGAACCCGCAUCCUGGAGGUCAGCACCACGGCGCCAGGGUCGUACCGUUAUACGACACUGGAGGACACACGGCGGCUGAUUGAGGUGACGCGGCCAUACACGUCGGUGGGAGUCAGCUGAAAAAGGGGUAGCUGGUGCAAUCUAGGGUAGUGGUCACGGGGGAAUACUGCUGCUGGCUGUUCCCAGAAAGAGGCCAGGCCACCCACACGAGCAGCGGCACAUCCGCUAUCCCCGUGCACAGCUGAAACCCAUUGUUGAGGGAAAGGAGCUCCAAGCCUGAUAUGCCUCCGCGGGGUGCUCUCAUCAAGCGAUUCCGGCGCCGUUAGUGCUUGAUGGUGAGCUGGGAUCAAUAUGCCCAUGCCCCACAGCGCACACCUUACGGUAACGGGGUCGUCACCGCCGUCCAAGUUACGUCCCCUACCGUGUAUGGCUGUAAUUUACGAGG